Pichia kudriavzevii is the source of this 1065-nucleotide messenger RNA. RefSeq lists its product as uncharacterized. The transcript has a single exon. Bases 1 to 1065 code for a protein of 354 amino acids. NCBI's taxonomy places the organism in Eukaryota, Fungi, Ascomycota, Pichiomycetes, Pichiales, Pichiaceae. The record is from RefSeq and is a predicted model, not a curated record.
AUGGACACGAUUGCAAUCACCACUAUUGAAACCCAUAUGUGUGGUGAACCCUUUAGGAUUCUAACCAGUGGAUUGCCGAAAAGAAUCCCGGGGAAAUCACUAUUAGAGAAAAGAAAUUACUUACAGAAUAACUAUGACUUUAUAAGAAAUACCCUGAUGCGAGAACCAAGAGGACAUUACGACAUGUUUGGAGGGUAUUUGCUGGAUCCAGUUGAUGAAAAAAUUGAUGCCGAUGCUUCUGUGAUAUUUGUCAAUCCGGAUGGAUAUACCGAUCAAUGCGGCCAUGGAAUUAUAGCGCUGGUUACUACGCUAAUCCAACAAGGCUGGGUGGAUAAAUCCAAAUACACAUUAAAGCCAAACCUAAUGAAAAUUGUUCUGGAGACCACCGUUGGCGCCAUUGAAACUCAUGCAUGUUGGAAUGGCAGCAAAGUCGAAUACGUUGAGUUCAAGAAUACGCCAGUUUACAUCCUCUAUAAAGAAGUUCAAGUACAAACGAGCAUUGGAUUAUUAACAGGUGAUAUUGUCUUUAAUGGUGCUUUCAAUUUUUUUACUGAGGUUGCUGAAAAUAUACUGAGAAUCGAAUCACAAAAUGCUAUGAAACUGAUGUCUCUCGGAGCCGAAGUUAAAAAGAAAAUCCAAUCCAUGAAAAGUUUAGACAUACGAAGCAAAGACUUUCCUCAAAUUAAAGGGUUGCAUGGUGUGGAUUUUAUUAAUGUUUACAAUAAAGAGAACAUCUCUGACAACGUAAGCCCUAAUCAGAAGUCUUGUUUGGUAUUAGGUGUGAAACAAAUUGACAGGUCUCCGUGUGGCUCUGGAACAGCCGGACGUACAGGUUUGUUAUACUUGAAGAACAGAUUCAAUGGAAAGUCUUGGUUUAUUAAUGAAUCUAUUAUAGGGUCCUCUUUGAAAUCCCGUGUUGUGGAGACGGGAAUAAAGGCCAACGGAGGCGAUUACGACGCAUGUGUGGUAGCAAUUCAAGGUACAGCAAACCUUCUUGGAUCUUCUAAUUGGAAUAUAGAUUUGAAUGACAAAAUUGGGACUUACGGGUUUAUCAUUCCUCACUGA